AUGAAUAUUGCAGUGAACAAUGUGGAAGAAAAAGCUGUCCAUUCCUGGUCGAGAAUUUCCUCUGCAGGACAGAAAGUGCUGGAGGAAGCCCUCCGAGUCUUCAACCCGAUGUCCAAGGACCUUUCGGACACAGAGACCCAGUUGGUGGCCUUCAUUCAGGGCCUGAAGGAGGAGGGCUACCAGCCCACAAUCCUGAGGAGUAAGGAUGUGUACGGGUACAGCUCGUGCACGGCAGACACCCCUAGUCAGACGAAAGAGAGCACCCCCCACAGCUGCGCCACCGCUGCCGAGUCCACUAAGGGUCCGGCCAGGAACACCGCGGCUGUGCCGAAGGUGUCUGCUCCGCCCACCGGCGUGCGGGUGAACUCUUCGAAAGUCUCCGCUCAGCCCGUCUCCAAAGGGGAUUCCACAAAUCUCCUCUUGAGCUCCUUGAAGCAGACGAGAUCCGGCACGUCCAAGGCCGCGGCAGUGGGCUUCCCUACGAGCGUGUACCCCGACGUGUAUCCAGCCAUGAGACUGUCGGUGGUGCUGGAAGCUCUGGUGCCGCUGAAAACUAGCGCCUCCUGUUUGGAGUCCAAGUACGCACGAGGGCGUCUUGGGAUCUCGCCCUCAGACCUUAAACUCCUCAAGGCUUCGAGUCCGCUGAGGCAGUUUUCUUCAGGCAAGGCCGCUAAAGCCACAGAAGGUAAGAGGUACAAGCGUUUGAUACAGAAAGCACCGAAUUCUCCCACCCUCGCUUUAAAUCUUCUGAAGGGACCAAAGGGUGGAGUGCUGCAGGAGAGCAAUGCUUGCAAAGCCUCGGGAGUCCUCAAUGGGAGAGUCACAGGGAGCUCUUCCCAGGGCUGCACCACGGCGCCGCAGUCCAAGACCUUGAAAAUCAAAGAUAAGGAAGCUCUGGUGGGGAAAACGGAGUGGACGAACAGCAGCGCUUACCGGGAGAGCGUGGGGCAGAAGAAGAGAAGAGCUACAGAGGCAAGAGAAGCACCACAGAGGAAGAAAGCAAAUACCAUUCCCAUCCAAAAUAAAUCUCGACGGGCUCAGAGCACUUUGAACCUGCUGAAAUUCCGGGCCAUCAAGGUGGGCAACUCUUCCUCUGAUGAUGAAGUGAGGAGGAGAGCACAGAAGAUUCUUAGGGUCAACCUGUCCCCUGUGAUCCGAAUUCAGCCCUUGUCCCACUCUCACAGCGUCCCCUGA
Molecule: messenger RNA, 1194 nt
Organism: Leptosomus discolor (cuckoo roller)
Lineage: Eukaryota; Metazoa; Chordata; Aves; Leptosomiformes; Leptosomidae
Gene: CCDC71
Product: coiled-coil domain containing 71
Source: RefSeq, a predicted model, not a curated record